Messenger RNA from Anastrepha ludens (Mexican fruit fly), 5466 nucleotides. RefSeq names its product histone-lysine N-methyltransferase 2C (gene Lpt). Gene Ontology annotation, cellular component: MLL3/4 complex. The record is from RefSeq and is a predicted model, not a curated record. Gene Ontology annotation, biological process: positive regulation of transcription by RNA polymerase II. Gene Ontology annotation, molecular function: histone H3K4 methyltransferase activity; histone binding; transcription coactivator activity. The transcript is spliced from 13 exons. The coding region runs from base 123 to 5087 and encodes 1654 amino acids. Lineage: Eukaryota; Metazoa; Arthropoda; Insecta; Diptera; Tephritidae.
UUAAAGGUAGUGCUGUUCCCAUUCGAAAACGUUUUGUUCAAUUGACAGAAAUAAUGCUACAUUCCUAACUAAAGUACCAAUAUAAAAGUUUUUUAACCAGUUGUAAAUUAAAUUAAAACAAAAUGGACCUAGAACUGGAAAGUGAAGAUAAUGAUUUGGAUGCACUGCGUCAUUUCCCUCCCGUUGCGGCUACAACGCCAAAUUCGAACAUAUCAUCUCCAACAGCGGGCAAUGAUGAAACUACUUUCCCCCCUCAGUUAUACUUACAAGGUGCGACUGAAAAUGUAGAUCCCUUUUUGGGACUUAUUUCUGGAAUGGAAAGUAAAUUAAAUAAUUCUAAAAGAGGUCCUGGACGUCCUCGUAAAGAUUUGCCUUAUCUUAAAGGCACUCAGAAGCGCAAAACUUUUGGAGAUCAAAACACAUGCAAUGAUCGGAGUGGCUUAAUACUCUCAGUCUUGUCGUCAUCUGAAAGCUCCAAUACGGGUUAUCCUGAGGAUAAAUCAUUACAUACUAUUGAUGAUAUUUCAAAUCUUGACAAUUAUCCUGGCAAAGUAUGUUGUUUAUGCAAUUUAGAUGAAAAAAGUGCCUUGGGUCAGGGGGAUUUUUUAAGAUGGGAGACGGAUCCCGGUAACUGCGAAAAGGCUGCACAAUAUUAUAAUGAGAUUAAAGUGUGUAAAUCUGAUGAAAGCUUAAGAAGUACUUCAACCGAACAAAGUGCUUUUCGGAGGCAAAAAAGCAACUGUAAAGGAAAACUUAAUCAGAACGACUACUUCAAUGAACUAGACCGAAUAGGACAUACUGAAAUAACCUAUUUUCGCGAUCUUUUAGAUGGUUCUUAUAUAUACUUACACCGUAUGUGUAUUAUGUGGUCACAAGGAGUAAGUGGGAAAACAAGUGAAUUAAAAUCGAGUAUAGAGCUGUUAAUUGCCAAGAGUCUGACGCAAAAAUGUUCAUUUUGCGGGCAAUAUGGUGCAAGUGUUACAUGUAAAAUGAGUUGCACGAAGGUAUUCCAUUUGCCAUGCGCUGCAGCUAGCGGAGGCUUUCAAAUCAUGGACAAUUUUACAGUUUUUUGUGUAGACCAUAUUGAGCAAGUUAUGAUAAUAUGUCCAGAUGCUAAUAUCGCUUGCCACAACUGCUCGCAUAUGGAUGAUCUUGCAAAAAUUAUCAUGUGUGCCACAUGCGGAGAACAUUUUCACACGAAUUGCGUUGGUCUAAUAAAUACUCCAGAAACUCGUGCUGGAUGGAACUGUUCAAGUUGCCGUAAAUGUCAAAUAUGCAGAGAAGGGGACGGAACCGAGGGCCGUUUUAUCAAAUGUGAGCAAUGCCAACGAUUAUAUCAUACUACGUGCUUACGGCCCAUGAUUUCAUCUUUGCCCAAGUAUGGAUGGAAGUGCAAUCGAUGCCGAGUUUGUACUGACUGUGGUUCAAGAACUCCUGGUGGUGGAGCAUCUUCUCGAUGGCAUUGCCAAUACACGAUUUGUGAUUCCUGCUAUCAGCAACGUAACAAAGGGUUCUCUUGUCCCAUUUGUCAUAAGGCGUAUCGAGCCUCUGCCCACAAGGAAAUGGUUAAAUGCAACUUAUGUCAUAGGUUUGUACAUAGUACAUGUGACGAGGAUGCUGACUUGAUCAAUUAUCACAAAAAAAAGGAAAGCAACCCCGAUUAUGAUUAUAUCUGUCCACAUUGUAAAUUAAUGUCAACGAGCGAAAAAAUUACGACGAAUCAAGGUCGUUCAGUAGAAGGAAUUACGUUUCCUCAAGGAGUUGAUGAUAAUUUUGUUAGAGAAAUUGAUAUGGAAAGCUUCCCAAAGGAUUGUGGGAGUGAUUUUAGUGUAACCGAAUAUCAAUCUUCAAAAAUGUUCAGAAAAAAAAUUUUAUUACGUGGCCGAGGUGGGAAAUUAAUGGGACAAAAGAAUCAUAUUUUAACACAUCUCGGUCGAAAGCGUAAUAACGUCCGUGGAAAAGGACGACAGCUUUUAUUGAAUAAUAUUAAUAUACCCUCGUGCGGUGAUCGAACAUUGACUGGAAAUAGAUCAUCGGAUGAUAGUUUGUCAAUGGAAAGAAAAAUUUUAUUAUGCUCUGCUAAGGACAAAUUUCUAUUGUCACAAGAUUUAUGUGUAAUGUGUGGGUCUGCUGGUCUUGACAAAGAGAGCUACCUAAUUGCUUGCGCACAAUGCGGCCAAUGUUAUCACCCCUAUUGCGUGAAUACAAAAAUGUCUAAUGUAAUUUUGGAAAGGGGAUGGCGGUGUCUAGAUUGUACUGUAUGUGAAAGUUGUGGUCAGCGAAAUGAUGAGGGUCGACUGAUACUUUGUGACGAAUGUGAUCUCUCCUAUCAUAUAUACUGCGUUAGUCCUCCGUUAGACACAGUUCCACAUGGCAAUUGGAAAUGUAAGUGGUGUGCUGCUUGCCAGAAAUGUGGUCGAUAUACACCAGGAGUAAACCAACAAAGCCGCAAUAUAGCAAAUAAUGGUUUGAUGGAAUGUGGGCAAUGUUCGAGCCAAGAAGUGUGCUCAUUUUGCGAUCAAAGAUAUAAUGAAGGCGAACUUAUUAUCCAAUGUAGAAAUUGUGAACGCUGGCUUCAUUGCCGUUGUGAUUCUAUUAAUACUGAAGAGGAAGCGCAAAUAUGUGACAAUAUCGACUAUCAUUGUAUUUUAUGUCGACCUAAAGAGAAAUCGUUAGCACAAUAUUUAUCUUCGAAAACUUCAGUAACCAGUAAAACAAAUGUAACAUCGCCCGAUAAUAUCAACUUGCAAAACAACGAUCUAGAAGCUACAUUUUGGGUAGAUGGUAUAAGCAUGAGUGAACGGGGUGCAAAUAUGAUUAAAGCGUUGUCCACUGAUAUUAAGAAAAAACGUAAAAUGCGUACUCCCAAUGAUUCACAAACUAAGGAAUCGGGAAUACUAGCAGCUAUAGAGUCCGUUGUUGCUGGAUCAAAUGCGAAUGUUUCAGCAGAAGAUUUUGUUGAAGGAGAGUCUUUAAAAAAGAAGGACUUGGAUCAAUAUAAGGAUGGAAUGGUUUGGAUGGGUGCCGACAAUAGUCCACCUGAAGGAUUUUCCAUUUCUACAAACGAUGAGGGCAUUUCAAUAUUACGGAAAAAGCGUCAAAGAAAUUUACAAAAAAUAGGUAUCGGUGGGUUUAGUGUACGGAAUCGUGCACUUAAAAAAGAAGAACCGCCACAAAAUUCUAACAAUUGUAGUUUUUCGGAAUCAGAAAAGAGAAAGAAAGCUGUUCGAAAAAAAGUUAAAAGUCGUUUAAGUGAAGCUUACCCUGCGUACUUACAGGAAGCAUUUUUCGGUAAAUCAUUACUCGAUAUGAAAUGUAAAAAUCAAUUACCUGUAGAAGAUUCUGACAUAUCUGAUGAGUUGGUAGAGCUAAACGAUGCUUUAUUUAAUGAGGAAAUACCUAGCGUGUUGUCCAAAACUUCAGUGGCAUUGCCUAUCAAUGCAAAAAGUGAUCAAAGCAGUCCAAACGCCAAUAUGAAAGACUCUUUAAAUGUAAGCGCUAAAUGCAAUAAAGAUAUAGACAAAACUUCCAGUAUUGGUAAUGCAACAAAAACUACGGCCUUAAUAAGAGAAAAUCCAAACAGUGGCAUUUUAUCAUCACCUUCAUUUAAUGAAUCAAAGAUUACUAAGACACGUAUUGACGAUAAAGGAAAUCCAGCUACAUUCCUGGCGGAUGUAACAAAUGAAUCGUGUGUCUCUACUUCCACCUCAUUAUGUAAAGGUCAAGUCCUCGCUGCUUCCGACUGUUUUGGAAUAAAGCAAAUUUUUUCCAACUCUCAGCAAGGAACAGAUUUUAGAACAAUUGUACUUCCAAAGCCGAUGGAGGAGGUAAAUUUGCAGCCAACUAAUUUAAAUGAAAAUAAGGCGGGCGCGGCCUUUAUUACGCAGAAAUCGGAUCUGAAACAAAGUCAGGAGCACACAUCCCAAAUACAAGUACUUCCGAUGCAUGUUCAGAUUGACAACUCGACACGUGUAAUCGAUAGUGCUGUCUCUGAAAAUACAAUGAAUACACAUGGUCAAUUUGCUCAUCAACUCCAAAAAUCGCAAUUCAAAGCAGCUCCUGCACAACUUGAUUCUGCCGGAACUCAAAAGACAGCCGAAAAAAUGCGACGAGAUGAAGACUUGGGAGAAAUGGCAACAAUAUCUGCAGUUCUUUACGCGAAUACCCAGCAUUCUGAAUUAAAACAAACAUAUCCCAAUUGGAAUGAUCGUUGUAAGCAGAUUCUUAAGAGGUGGCGUUCCCUUUCCAAUGAGAAAAAAGCUCCAUUUUUGCAACAAGCAAAAGAUAAUCGAUCCGCUCUCAGAAUGCGGCGAUCCCAACAGGAUCAGGAGCGCAUAUGUUUUAAUCAAAAGUCUUUGAAAGAGCAAGAGCAAGAACGUAUAUGGAAACAACACCAGGCAAAGGCUAAGGAAGCACAAAAUAGCUUGGCAUAUAAUCAAAGGGGGCAUUCCUUUGAUUUAAGUGGAUCGCCUGAAGUGAAUCCAAUUGAUAAACGUACAAUAGUGUAUAAUGAAGAUAUCUUGCAAAAGGGGUCACAACAGCAAUUGGUUACCAAAGAAAAUAAUGAUAACCAGUCUGAAAAUAAGCAUCUAAGAACAUUACUUUUAAAGGAGCAACACCUAAGGACAACGAAUACAGAUCCCUGGAUCUCAAACCCAAUCAACACGAAUUCUUCAAAUAGUUUGUAUCAGCAUUCUUUAACGAGUGAUUUAAUGUCCAGUUCAAAUAAAUUAAAUUCAUUUACGAAUAUUGAAAGCAAAAAUGAGAUUGUUGAAGGAUCCAAAAAUGUGCAGCCUUUAGAAGUAGUUCAAUUGGAGCAAGCAAACGGUAAUGAAAACAAACAGAUAUUUAAAAGUCGCAAGGAUAUAAAACCAACGGACUGUGCGGAUUCCGAGCUUGAAAAAUUGGACUCUGAUGAAAAUGGUGCUUUUGGAGAUAUUUUUGGCGGUUUGGGUGACGGAAAUGAUGAUGAUCUCUUAAAAUCUCUUACGGCAGAAGACGACUUUAACAUACUUGAAUAUGCAGAUCCAGCUUUAGAUGAAUUAGCUUCGAAUCCAAACUUAUUAAACAAAUUAGAUUUUGAAUAAUAACAAUUGAUGAUAAUGAAAAUAUUUAAAAGUUUGUUAUUUCAUCUGUUUUAUUUUCUAAAUUAAUUUGAUGACUGUAAAAUAUUGAUAUGGAAUAUUCAGAUUGUAUGUGGAAUAUAUUUUCCUCAAGUCUAGAAUUGAAUUAAAAUAUUGUUUUAGUAGCACAUUGCUUAUGCAUAUUUAGUAAUAUUGCUUAUAUUUUUUUUUAGAUUCAUAUGGAAGAAUUUCAAACUCAAUGUAGAAAAUUGUAAAUUUAUGGUAUCAGCUAGUGGUGAUAGGUUGAAGUAAAAUUUAUCCGACUACCGCAUAAGCGAUCAUAUGUACAUUUGUAUUUAAUGUCGAUGUUUUUAUUUAUAUUAAAUAUUACUAGCAAAUACAA